AUGUUACCCAGUCCAGCUUGGGCUGUACCCACUUGGAGUGCUUGGGUUGAGGUGAUCCGUUUCUGGGAUGCAUUCGGGAGGCAAGGCGGCGUGGCCAGGCCAUGCAGUGAGUCCAGGCACAGUAGCUGGUUGCAGACGCUUAUCUCUCGCACAAAGACUCCUGCCCUCACCUUUUGUCGGAGCAACUUGGGAACUGACUUGGUGACCGUGAGUACCCCUCCGCAAGAACGAACCUAUCCCCUCGGCCCAGAUCUCGUCAUAGGAGAUUGUACUGCGCCAUUGGAUGACCAAGCCGCGGGAUUUCACACAACGCUUUCAGGUCAACAAGCCCGCGGCGUGAUAGAUUGGCGAAAACCGCAAGCGACAUUCAUUCAAUGGGCUCAAGAGGAUGAGGGACUCUGUCUCGUUGAGGAGGAAGAGGAUGGCGAUCUUACAUCAAACUCCCGGAUCAUGAAGCAAUCCGCAACCCUCCAAAAAGUCAAUGUGACUUCUGUCCAUCGCGAACAAGGUAACGUAACGUUUUUCAUGCUCAUUUUCAACACUCCAACGUCGGCCGGAGGCGGCGAGCAUUAG
Puccinia graminis f. sp. tritici CRL 75-36-700-3 is the source of this 573-nucleotide messenger RNA. RefSeq lists its product as uncharacterized. The transcript has a single exon. Bases 1 to 573 code for a protein of 190 amino acids. Lineage: Eukaryota; Fungi; Basidiomycota; Pucciniomycetes; Pucciniales; Pucciniaceae. The record is from RefSeq and is a predicted model, not a curated record.